CACUUUUUUCAGCGGAAUGUCCGAUCUUGUUUCCUGCAUCCACGAGAUAGGUUAACCACGCGGGGAUAUGCCUAGCUCCAAAAGUAUCAUAGAAAUCAGAUGGCGAAGUCACUAGUGCAAUGAAUCCACCAAACUGAAGAGGCUGCGCACAAAAUAAAUGAGAGUACUUCAUCAGUCAAAUCCAGUAGGAAGAUCCUGAAGAAGAGUUGCCUGCUUUGAAUUUGCCAGUAUAAUUAUCUGCACCUAGACACUAUGCUGAAUGCAUUCAGGCAGCUUGAGGAACGUAGUUUGUCAUCAGAGGUGUUGCUACUGUGUUGGUCACCUCGUAUGGAUUUAGUUGCUCUAGCCAAUAUUAAUGGUGAGGUGUUAUUGCAAAGACUAACAUGGCAGAAGCAACCCGUGUGGAUCUUACCAGCUCCUGCAAGUGAAGCGGCAAGCAAAAAGGUCAAUGUCCUGUCAUGGAGACCAGAUGGCAAAGUACUGGCAGUAGGAUACAAGGGUGGUCAUUUGCUCUUGUGUAGUGUAGAAAAUGCUGAUAUACUACACAGAGUAGAUUUGAAGUCAGCAAUCACAUGUAUACAGUGGGUUGAUUUGCAAGACAAGACUACAGACAGUCUCAAGAGCCAGGAACAAGAUAUGUUUGCUGAUGGCUCAGAUAUGUUCCUGCCAAAGCUUCCACCGCUAGCUAAAAUACAUUCGGCGAAAGUUUUUUCUGAGGACAAUGUUGAAGAUGCCAAAAGACUUAAGGGACAGAAAAAGCUGAAUGUUCUAGUAGUUGGGUUAGAUGGUGGAACCCUCGAGUUAUAUGCAUAUGGUAUAGCGGCUAUUGGAGCAAUCAAGCUGUCUGGAAUAAGUCAAGAGAAAGACCCUGGCAAGCAGUUGAACUGUCACAGAGUAAUUGCAGCAACUCUCUCCAAGGACCUACGCUAUUUGUCAGUAAUUGUGGACCAGACCAAGGAGGACUGCAAUGCAAUACCCACUGCUUACCUGUUGUCGCUUGACUGUAUUUUGAUUUCAUCAAGACUGGAAGAAUUCACUAGAUUUGCUGGUCAAAGUAGCAAGGUCACUACAUUAUUGGAGUACCUAAGUGCAACGUUACACUCUGUGUCUGAGGCUAGGGAGGAUAUUCUCAUGGAGAUAGAGACCAAACUGACUAAAUAUGCAGAGCAAAAGAAGACUGCUGGUAGUGUUCGUGAUGAGUUGCUGCAGUUGCUUCUUUGGGGUCGUGCCAGUCCCGAGUUACAAGCUUUCUUGCUACAUGAACUUACAGAAAAAGGCAUGAAGAAGCUGGGUCAAUCGGUGGAGAACUCUUACUCCAAUAUACAAAAACUUGUAUUGAAACACAUUCACAGUGUCUGUCGGUCAUUGGUGUAUCAUCUGAACCAACUAAAGGGAAUGUCUCUAUGGUAUGACAAAUAUGGCGUCAUUGGGCUGUCACCUACUGCCAUUCAAGAUGCCAUUGGAGCAGUUGGAUCUUUUAUGCUGAAAGCAAGUGAACUUCUCCAGGUGAUAGACACCAGCUUGAAGAAUUUCAAAGCAUUUUUCCGCUGGCUGUAUGUUGUCAUGAUGAGACUUUCUGAGGAACCAGUCCCAAGUGCCUUGAACAAGGUGCGGCAGAGAGACAUUAGUUUCAUCUCAGAUUUCUUGGCUGAAAAUUUUUCUGAAGAAAUUGGUGAAGUAGGUGAGACUGGAAAACAAUCAGGCUUCACUCUGGAGCGAGUUGGUCAAUAUUUGAAACGUCAAGACCUACAGUUCCCUCUGGUAUUAUCUGCUACGGUUGAGUCAUGGCAGGCAUGCAUUGGUUGCAGUCCUAAUCUGAAGACUAGUUUUCUCUUAUACAAACACUACCCUUCUAAAUCACUUCUGCAACUCUUUGAUGAAAUGGAACAAGCUAUCAAAGAUGCCCUGAGCAAACCAGCAGUCACAGUGGGCCAGUCAGUGAGCUGUUGUGAAAUAGUGCCGUUAUUCACACAUACAGCACUAGUCAGUGAUGAUGAGCGAAAAGAACAUCACCAUAUGGUUGUUGAUCAGCAUCGUCACAGUGAAGCACCAUAUAUAUACACAGUGCUUAUGGUUGAGGAAGCACCAACGGAAGUGGUAUAUCUCAUUAGACAGCCUUGUCAUCAAGAUGGGAGUCAAGACAAAGCGUGUGCACUUUGCUUGAAGUUCGCGUCUCUUGGAGAUGGAGAUCAUGAUGGUGGUACUACAUCACAUCACUCACAUAGAUGUAACCAGUAUGGGAUCCUAGAUGCUGCUUUCUUUGAUGACUUCACCCUCUCGGUACUACUCCAAGAAAGAUGGGCUGGGCAAGAAAGUGCAUCUGUCAUUUGUCAGCUCCCACUAGCAGCACUUAGCUACCAGUCCUUCACCCAACUGAGCAGACAUGGUGAACCAUUGAACCAAAGAUCAGAUAUAAUGGUACUGGAUGCUGGGCAAUACAUCAGCCACAGUCGACGACUGGAUAACAUCAAAGCUAGUAUAUUUGCAGUUAGUGGAUCCAGAAAAGUAUCAUGUGUGUUGUUUUCUAAUCGUCGUCGGGUCCGACUUUUUGACAUGGAUGCUGAAGAUGAUGGAGAAGAGGAUAGUCUAUCCGAGAGUUUACAAGAUGCAAGCAGUGCUGGCUUGACAAUGGAAGGAAUAGUACAAGAAGAUAGAGAAAGUAACAAAGAAAAUAUACAGUCGUUAGAUAAUCUUCACUAAAUAGCAAGAACAUAUUUGGUAAAUCAGUAACAUUCAAUCCUUUGUCAUUUUGAUCAUGAUUCAUUUAAGGAAACCUUCUUUUAGUCAAUCAACGUCAUCUUUGGACAGUUUGUUUUGUCACAGCAAUGGAAAUGCAUCAUAGUGUCUUAACAAUAUUAGAAUUGAGCAAAUUUGGCGUUCUAACUAUGCAUGUGCACAGUAGCAGUUUGAUGAUUUCUACUUAGAGUAAAGAUCAGUCACUUGUAUGUGGCAAACUUUGACUGAUUUCAAGAUUAUAUAUACAUGUAAUUUAAAACAAUGUACAACAUCGAAAUUAAGUAAGGGGAGUUUCAGUCGUAAAGAAAAGGGGAAAAAAGCUGUGCUUAAAACCAGAGGAAAACAAAAGCCGUCAGGAACACCUGCUGCAAGGCAUUUUGAUGACAUUAAGGUACGGCUCUACAAUUAAACCAAUGUUUUUGCCAUACUUCAACAUGCGCAUAGUGAAUACAUUCCACUCAUUCUGAUUUACAAUUCGCUCGUGAAUUGAAACAAUUUAGGCCUGCUGUCUUCUUUCGAAAAUUUAACAAAGGAGUUACAGUUUUUGCAAAAAUCUCCCUGGGCAGAAUUUUAACUUCAGAACAAGAACACUUCUUCAACAUUAUUGGUACCAUCUAUUAUUUUGUCGUCGUCGUUCCAGUUGCAUAAAGUUCUUUCAAAAAGGUAACGAGUGUGUGCUGGGAUUGCCAUGUGUAUCUGAAGCUAGCGUAGUCUAUGUAAUUCGCCGUGGUCUAUGAUAUGUGAGCAGAUCAGCUGAUUAAUUAGGCAAGACAACCGCCUCUUAACCUCUAGAUUUUGACCAAUGAGCGGGCACUUUCUAUAUUGGGUCUUCAGUCAUUGUGCUUCAUAGACAAUUGAUAAAAAAAACUUGUGUCUCGCGCUCUGUAUUAUGUUACGCGAUAAUGCACCCGGCUGUUGUUGUAUUACAAAACAAUGCAUUCGAAUUGACCAAUCAAACCAUUUAGUCCUGAUUUGGGAAUGAAAUAACGUCUUGAUUUAGUAAAGUCGACUCCGAUUCGCUGGCAUGCGGCUUGCAUAUACAUUUAUCUGCAUGUAUAGACAUAUCGGACGUUAUACAGGAGACUCGAUCUUGGCUCCGUGGAUAACGGGUGAUACUCAGACUAUAUAAAGCUAGUGUGGAACAUCCCACAGUGGAAUAUCACUUACAUAUUUUUUCAGAACUUUGAAAUAAGUUAAGGACAAAUUCUGAAUCAUUGAAUUUGGUGGGAAUACGGGACACUGGGGGCAGAUAUCUUAGGCAGUAAACCACAAGGUUUGCUCAUGUAGUGUUCUGACCAAUGUUUCAUGAUGGAUGCAUUGGUCAUUGUGGGGUAACUUUGAUCAACAGUCACUACACACAGGACACCAUUCUGGAUUAGGAGCUGUUGCCAAGGACAAAUCCGGUAUCAACUCAAGACAUUAACCUCCUUGUCCGAAAAAAAAAACAGUCUCCAGCCCAGCCAAACUCACACCAAUAUUCCCAUCGCAUCCAGGAUCUGAAGUUUACUUGCAAAGGUCUGUCACAAAUGUCCAAAUUGCUGCUUUGCCACUAAAAUAGCUUGCUGGGCCUCAAGAUCAAUAUCUCCAUUUCUAAAUACAUGUGAAUGGCAUUUCCCUAAUGAUAUGUGGUUUUUUUUUUAAUGUACAUGUACCUACCUUGAGUUAUUGUAAGUUGAGGGGUUUCUUUCAAAUAUUUAUGAAUGAUAUAUGCAAAUAAUUGGGGAAAAAAAUCAGUCAUGUUGAAUAAAAAUGUUGGGAGCAAUGUGUAUUGUCA
This is a messenger RNA of Patiria miniata (bat star), 4510 nucleotides long. It is a transcript of the gene anapc4, whose product is annotated as anaphase-promoting complex subunit 4-like. Bases 253 to 2700 code for a protein of 815 amino acids. Gene Ontology annotation, molecular function: protein binding. Gene Ontology annotation, cellular component: nuclear periphery; anaphase-promoting complex. The transcript has 21 exons. NCBI's taxonomy places the organism in Eukaryota, Metazoa, Echinodermata, Asteroidea, Valvatida, Asterinidae. Gene Ontology annotation, biological process: positive regulation of mitotic metaphase/anaphase transition; protein K11-linked ubiquitination; anaphase-promoting complex-dependent catabolic process. The record is from RefSeq and is a predicted model, not a curated record.